AUGGCGACUUCGGUUGCAUCUGACAAGCCCGUCGAGGCUUUGGGUCCCGGAGAGGUUGCUGACCCUUUCGUCAUAAGUCCGUCCGGCCCGACACAUCUUCGGCAUUCCAACUUCGAUGGCCACCUCCUCGCCCUUGCUCCCGGCGCUUCGGCCGAGCAAACAAAACGCGCCAUUCAGGCCCAUCUGCGGGAUACCGAACGGCGAAUGGAGGAAGCUGGAAAGCUGGGUACCGCACUUGUACAACAGCAGAAGGAGCUCACGGAAAAGCUUCGGGAGGUGGAGCGCUUGCAAUCGGAAGCCGAACUUGAUCCCGACCUGCGCCAAAGACUCUUGGAUAUCGAGAAGGAUUACAGUGAGGUGGCGAGGGACAGUGCGCGCGCUUUGCUUCCAAAGCAGAGGGUUCCCAGCAGUGAGUCUCAAGGGUCGCCUUAUGCCGCCGAGGGCAAGGCUGGGAGGCGUUCUGUGAGCCCCUCCAAGUUCGAAACGUUGGCGACCCCAUCUCCCACCAAGUUCAGUGUCCCCAAUCGAAAGUUGCGCAAUCAGCCUGCCAGUCGGAUCCACGAUAUCGAAUUCGCUGCCGAAAUCAGUACCUCGUUGAUUGCACAAGUUCGAAAUCUUCAAGCCCUUCUGUCGGAGAGAGAAGAGGAGCUCAAGGAGAGCAAGGCGGACAGGGCGAGACUUGAACUCGAGGCCGAAGGCUUCCAACAACACAUCAAAAGCCUGGACGAGAGCGAGUCCCGAUACAAGGAUGAGAACUGGAACCUCGAGACGCAAAUCCACGAGCUCAUGGCAUCGCAGAAGGAGGCUGCGGAGCGCGAGAAGAAACUCACGCAGGCUUUGGCUGCUUUGCAAUCUGAAAAGAACGCCACCCAGCGAGAGCUGGAAGAGGUCAAGGAUAGCAUGACCAAGCAGGAGGAGAAGCACUCGGCAGCUAUCAGAAAUCUCGAGAUCGAGCUUGGCACCAGCCGGCGCAGUGCGGUAUCCUUCGAAUCGGAACGCUUGACACUUCAGAAGAGGGUCGACGAACUCACAAGCCAGAAUCAGGAGCUAGCCAAGGCGUUCUCAGCCCAGCGGGGCAGGAUGCUGGAGCGGGAAUCCACUCGUGGUGUGAGUGAUGAGGAUCGCAACUCCGGUAGCGACAGAAACACCGGCCCCGAGCAGUCACCGCCUCCUUCGCCUCUGAAAAUGACACCUCGCCACUCCGGACUCGAGACCGAAACUCUCAAGACUUCUCUCGGCCAUGCUCAACGUACCAUCCAGACUCUCAGGACCAACAUCCAUCGCGAGAAAACCGAAAAGCUGGAGCUGAAGCGCAUGCUCCAGGAUGCCCGCGAUGAGGUCGAGAAGCUGAGAAGCGAUCCUCACCCGGCGCCCAAGAAGAACCGCAAGCUUGAUGCCAGGGAGGCCAAGAAGCCGAACUUCAAGGUCACGCAGUUGGGUGGCCACCGACCGAGCAGAAUCGAAGUGGUGGAAGACCCUGACUGGGAUGAUGUUUCCGAAGCGCCCUCUCCUCGGACGAAUCCGUUCCGUGGCUCAAGCUCUCGGAUACCCAACCUCAGUAUCGGUACCAUCCAGGAAUCGAGCAGCGAUCACUUCGAGACGGCUCACGAGGGUGGCUUCGACACCGCGACUGAGGCCAGCGAGGCUUUCGAGACUGCCCACGAAAGGGGCACUGAGACGACCGAAACGGAAGACUUUGAGACUGGUCUUGAGAACAUCACCACGGACGAAUCCGAGGACACGGCAACCGAGACAGAAUCCGGGCCGAGGCUAGCUCGGGGUGCAGAGUCGAUAAGGCGUCCUCCUCCUUUGCCCGCAAGCCAAGACUCGUACUCGUUCGACAGCACGGCGUCAACUUCGAGCGACGAGGAGUAUGGCUACGUGGACGUGAGAUCACCAUCUGCGAACCCUGCCCAGCGGAUGCGGGCGCGCAUGAACCGUGGAUCCAUGAGCCAACGUCAACGGCAGCUUAGUGAAGAUCCGUCUACCGCACAGAGCAGCCCUCUCGGCGCCCCCGUUCAUCGCGGUAGCAUCACGGCAACGCCUCAGCAGAGCCUGUUUGCCGAGUUGAACAACAUGGAUAACAGUGAUGAUGAUUCAUACGGUGGUACCCCCGCCCGCAGUCUCCGUUCCAUGACGCCUGCCACACCCGCCAGCGUGAUUAGAGGCCAUCUCUCGCCAGCUCCCGAUGUCCCGAGGAUGCCGAUCAAGAGGGUGACCAUGGUCGACAGUGGGAUGAUGACAGAGCCAGUGGACGUUCGUGACCUUGUUGAGUCUGGCGUGCUCAGUGAUGGGGAGGGCUCAAUCUCGGCUCCACCAAGUGUCAUUCACAUGGAACGGAGUCGUCCAAGAACGAUGGAGUCUGUGAUUGCCCGUCAGAGAUCUAUGGAGUCUGUCAUUGGGCCCAAGAGAUCUAUGGAGUCUGUUGUUAGACCUAAGAGGUCCAUGCAGUCUGUCAUCGGACCUCACACAUCUGUGGAAUCUGUCAUCGGCCCCAGAAAGUCCAGUCAAUGGCUGGGAAGCGAACUCAACCAGGGCCGUCCGGCAUCGGUCAUGUCGUACAGCGAUGUCAGCGUCCAGCAUGAUUCGGAUGCGGAAGACAGGCCUGCGCAAUUCCCAUCUCCUUCGACCUCACCUCGGCAGCGUGCUCUGCUCCCCACUCCCGUUGUCGUCCCACCGCAGACUCUGAGCCUUUCGAGCAUCCAGUCGGAAGACAUUGCGCCUGUCAUUGAGCCCGAGCUUCUUCCAAUGCCCCCUUCGCUGAGCUUGUCUGCCAUUUUGACACAGCACACGGAGCCAGUGCGAGAGCCAGAGGUGCCUCCGCCGAAGCUCACUCUUGCACCAGUCUUGUCUCAGAACGUCGAGCCCGUGGCUCCUGUGCCACCAGUUCUGAGCGUGCCUGCCACUGCUUCUCUGGAUAUCGAGCCAGUUUCGGAGCCGGAGGUUGUUCCAGCUCCCCUAUCGCUCUCGGCAGUUCUUGGUGAGCAAAUCGAGCCAAUUGCAGAGCCCGAGCCCACCCCUGUGGUUCUCUCUCUCUCUUCCGUCCAUGCUUUCCAUGACGUUGAGCCCGUUCCCGAACCUGAGCCGGUUCCUGCGCCUCUCAGCUUCUCGGCUGUCUUGUCGACGGCGGUGGAGCCUAUUGCCGAGGUGGUGCCAACACCGGCGGCGCUCUCCAUUUCGAGCGUACAUACCUACCAUGAUUUCGAGCCUAUCGAGGCCCCAGAGCCAGAGCCUGUUCCUCUGUCCAUGUCGACAAUCUGCGCGGAGGAGGUCGAGCCAACAGCUCCGCCAUCCCCCAUUCUUCUGUCAUUCGCCAGCAUCGUGGCCGAAGAUGUCGAGCCAGUGGAGCAGCCAUUCGACCUCCCAGCCCCAGCAGUUGUUCCUGUCGUUGCAGCACGCAGCGUGGAGACAAAGCUCGAGGCGCCCGCUUCGCCUCCUCUUUCUUUCUCGUCUAUCAAGUCAGAGGCCGUCGAGCCUCGCCAGGAGCCAGAGCCGGCUGCGCCCGCAUUCGGUCUUGCCCCUAUUCAGUCCCAGGACGUUGAGCCCCGCGAAGUGCCCCUUCCUGCGCUCUCCAUAUCGACGCUCAAGACCUGGGAUGUUGAGCCUCAGGACCCGCCUGCGCCGGCGCUCUCCCUGUCAAGCGUCCAGGCUUGUGCUGUCGAACCUGUUGAGGCGGUCCGUCCGCCGCUGUCUUUGUCAGCUGUUGCGGCAUUGGAUGUCGAGCCUUGCGAGGCGCCUUUGCCGGUUCUCUCAUUGUCAUCCGUUCGGCAGACUUUGGAUGUCGAGCCACGCGAAGAGCCAGUCGUCCCUCCCCCUGCCUUGUCCCUGGCAUCCAUUCAGUCGCAGGCUGUGGAGCCUCUCGAGGCUCCCGAGGUUCCAGCUCCUCUCUUGUCUAUUUCGGCCAUCGGCUCUCAAGUUGUUGUUGACCCGGUCGAGCCAGAGGAGCCCAAGUCCAUCCUCCCGCCGCUCACCAUUUCUGCGAUCCAGUCACUGCAAACCGAGCCAAGCGAGGGGCGCAGCCCCAAGAGAAAUGCGUUCAUCAUUCCCCGUGGCACGGACGGCGAGGAGCAGGGUGCUCAGGCGUUAGAGGAGCAGCCCGCGCAGAAGCAGCCCGCGCAGAAGCAGCCCGCGCAGAAGCAGCCCGCGCAGAAGCAGCCCGUGCUUACUGCCGAUCAGGGCGUUCAGACAACAUUGACAUCCGAGGCCAUUGACCAGUUGCUCCUGGCAAAUAGCCAGCAAUCUCUUCCGCCACACGAUCUUGAACGCUCCAGCUCACAUCUCAGUAUGGGCACCCCAUCCACGGUUCGCAUUAACCGGGCCCGCCAGGGCAGCUUCGACAGCACGCUGCGGUCGAAGGGCAAGGCUGCUACCGACACUGUCACUGAGCCUAUUGAUGCCGUACUUCUUAGGAGGCCAGGCAGCUCUGCUAGCAUCAGGAGCUCCGCCGAGGACAUUGUCCCGCCCCUGCCAGCCAACCACAAAGAAGCCAUCGAGGCUGCGAGGACCAACUCUUCGGGCGGCGGUCAGGAAACCAUCAACAGCAUGCCACCGCCACUGUUCCCCGCCUCUGCCAUGCGCCCGCGGACUCCCACGCAUAGACGCCCCUUGUCACCCGCGGGUGCUGCUGGUAACGGUGGUCGUGCUACUCCCACACCACGUGCUCACAAGAAUGGAUCGAUUCGCGAGAUGCCCGAAGUCCAUUCGCCGUCGAGAAUGACAGCCCGCAGCCGCAAGUCCUCUAUUUCAUCCUUCGCAUCCGAGGUCGACACUCGAUUCAACAUUCACCCCGAGGGCGGUUAUGACACGUCUGGCUUGGGUCCCAACACGGACCCUCGCAUGAUCCAGGCCAUCACCCAGACGAUGAUUGGAGAGUACCUGUGGAAGUACACGCGCAAGGCCGGCCGUGGUGAGAUGUCUGAGAACCGUCACCGGAGGUACUUCUGGGUGCACCCGUACACGCGCACUCUGUACUGGAGCGACCGGGACCCAUCAUCUGCCGGGCGUCAUGAGCUUCGUGCCAAGAGUGUUCCUAUUGAGGCCGUACGCGUCGUAGCGGAUGACAACCCGAUGCCCCCCGGGCUGCACAGGAAGAGCUUGGUCAUCGUGUCGCCUGGCCGAACCAUCAAGUUCACCUGCACGACUGGUCAACGACAUGAGACAUGGUUCAACGCCCUGUCUUACCUUCUCCUUAGGACGUCGAACGAUGGCCAGUCGGAUGCCGAAGAGAUGGCUGGCCACAUUACAAGUGCCGAUGUUGACGAAUUCAACCCAAGCUAUGGCAAGCGGAUGCCCCAUGGCACUCGCGGUGCUCCUUCUCUGUCCUCGUACAAUUCCCGAACAGUACGGGAGUCGCCAACCAUGGACCACUACCUCAAUGUUCCCACUCUCACCCCGUCUCGCUCCAAGAUUUCUCAGCAGCAGCAGCAGCAGCAGCAGCAGCAACCACCGCAAGCGGCGCGGUCAUCUGGAACGCUGAGCCGCAUCAGCGGAUACUGGAAAGACAGCAAAGUCUUGGGCGGGACAUUUGGCAGCUUGAGGAGCAGAAGUGUUUCGGGGCGCGAUACCGCACAGAGCAUGUAUGAAUCUAGUGAAGUGCAGGAUAGUGCGGAGGAUCUCAGACAGAUCAUCGAGCAACAAGAUCGCGAAGCGGAUCGGUUGGAGAAUGUUCGGGCGUGUUGUGAUGGUAAGUCGAUGAGUUGA
Molecule: messenger RNA, 5700 nt
Organism: Podospora pseudocomata
Lineage: Eukaryota; Fungi; Ascomycota; Sordariomycetes; Sordariales; Podosporaceae
Exons: 2
Coding region: 1-5700 (1899 amino acids)
Biological process (GO): maintenance of protein location in cell cortex; microtubule cytoskeleton organization
Cellular component (GO): cell cortex; mitochondrion
Molecular function (GO): phospholipid binding; tubulin binding
Source: RefSeq, a predicted model, not a curated record